Messenger RNA from Dreissena polymorpha, 1160 nucleotides. RefSeq lists its product as uncharacterized. NCBI's taxonomy places the organism in Eukaryota, Metazoa, Mollusca, Bivalvia, Myida, Dreissenidae. Bases 293 to 784 code for a protein of 163 amino acids. The record is from RefSeq and is a predicted model, not a curated record. The transcript has 4 exons. Gene Ontology annotation, biological process: sleep; positive regulation of voltage-gated potassium channel activity; regulation of synaptic transmission, cholinergic.
AAGGAGAGCAUUCCAAACGCGAAUUUGUGAAAUCGCGCAUUGCAAACCACGGAAGAAUUCUGAUGUUUAGGAUAUUAUUCAGCUGAUAUGUUUAACAGAUUAUCUGUUAUAGAAUAAACACUCUUCAUUGAUAACGAACGGUAUUUGUUCUGUACUAGUGGCUAAUAAGUUGCUUAGAAACAUGUGUAGAUGACGUCGAUAUUCGACUAACCAAUAUCAUAACUGUGUGCUAGGCCAGGCAAAUAUGGAGUACGCCUUUAAGAAAACUUCGAAUUAACAGGACGAUACCAAGAUGCCGAUUCCGUCGAGGCUCUUCGUUCCGCUCAUUUUGUUUCCUGUGAUAUGGAACCCAGAAUUUGUGGAAAUGAAAUCGGCCGACGAGAAAUCAGCCGGCGGCCUUGACUGUUUCGAAUGUUUCUCCUUCAACAACAGUGACCCUUCAUGUGGCGAUCCGUUCCACCCAGCCUAUGGCGUAUAUUCCAAGAACUGUCUUCAAGGAAAGAAAGGUCACGUGGGAGGCUUUCCUUCCAAAUAUUGCAUCAAACUAAUCGGGGAAACAUAUAAAGACAAUAUCGAGAUGGUGUACAGAGGUUGUUCCCUGGAUACUCUGAACAAUGUUUGCGGCGAUUUUCGAUUUGAAGAUGUAAAAUACCAUGGCUGCAUAACGUCAUGUUCUGAAAAUGGAUGUAACCAUGGAGUCGAGAGCAGAGGCGAUGCGCAUGCAUAUUUCUACGUUAACGUUAUGUUGUUUCUGAUAUAUAUUACGGAUACAAAACUGUACUAAAUGGAAUUAUGCAUAUUUGAAGCAACACGUUUCUGUCAGAGAUCAUAGUGGGCGUAAUAAUAUUAUAUACUAUUUUUGAUCAAUUUUGCAGGCAACUGAUGUUUGAAUUCAUGCUGCAUAUGUCCAUUGUACGGUUCUUGAAUAUAAAUGGGGUCAUCAUGAAAAGCAACCUCAGAUAUUUUUGUUGUAUUCGCAUGCAAUUAUUAUUUUAGUGCGCCUCUUUAUAUAUAAACAGGCAUAAUAAAAGCAAACAUCAUAUAUUUUAGUGUACAUAUUGUAUUUAUACAUGAUCUUGCGGUGUUGAAUGUUGUUUAUAAACACUUACUGUCGUUGUAAAGGAUUGAUGUGUGGGAUAAACACGUUUGCAUUACAAAUA